AUGGGCAUACUUUUCUCAAAGAUUAUCUUUUAUGAAGAUAGGAACUUCGGUGGCCGUUACCAUGAAUGCAUGAGUGACUGUGCUGACCUACAUUCCUACUUCAACCGCUGCCACUCCAUCAGAGUGGAAAGCGGUUGUUUCAUGGUCUAUGACCGCACCAACUUUAUGGGCCGCCAGUACUUUUUGAGACGUGGCGAGUACCCUGAUUACAUGCGUACAAUGGGAAUGAAUGAUUGCGUCAGAUCCUGUCGGAUGAUUCCACUGCACCGUGGGUCCUUCAGAAUGAGGCUCUACGAGCAUUCAGACAUGGGUGGCAGGAUGAUGGAGCUCAUGGAUGAUUGCCCCAACCUUAUGGAUCGAUUCAAUAUGUCCGACUUCCAUUCCUGUCAUGUGAUGGAUGGGCAUUGGCUCGUGUUUGAGCAACCCAACUAUACGGGCAGGCAGUUCUACCUGAGACCUGGCGAGUACAGGAGUUACAGUGACUGGGGUGGCGUGACUUCCAGAAUGGGCUCCAUCAGACGAAUCACGGAUCUCUAA
Danio aesculapii is the source of this 537-nucleotide messenger RNA. It is a transcript of the gene crygm7, whose product is annotated as crystallin, gamma M7. The record is from RefSeq and is a predicted model, not a curated record. Lineage: Eukaryota; Metazoa; Chordata; Actinopteri; Cypriniformes; Danionidae. Gene Ontology annotation, biological process: visual perception; lens development in camera-type eye. Gene Ontology annotation, molecular function: structural constituent of eye lens. Bases 1 to 537 code for a protein of 178 amino acids. The transcript has 3 exons.